GUAUACGUUCAUAAGUCACAUGAUACGAAUGAACACCUUAACUUUUUCGUUUCUCGUUUUCAAUCCAUACGCGUGUUAAUGUCUUUAGAGCCUUGUGCCAGAUUCAAGCGUCUGGCAAGGUUUUGUAACAAGCUUAAAAGGGAUACGAUAAGAAGCCUAUCAGUUUAUUAGCGAGUUUGCUACGGAAGCCGUUUGCUUAGCAGUGGUUGCUAAGGGGUUAGCUUCAUUCAGGUGGCAGCUGUCGCUUGUUCUGUGACCGCCUCGUCCAAUAAGUCUUUGUGUGUGCGGUUUCCUCUCCCGCGUCAUGGCCAAAGUGCUCUCCGUAGAUACUUUGAGAAAACCCGCUGUUUUUUUACAUUCAAGAUGGUUCUGCUGGCCACUAAGCAGGCGAAAAUACAGCAGCAAUGACGAGACUUCUUCCUCGUCGUCAUCACAGUAUUUGCACAGAAGCCUUGUGCCUACUAUGCACUACCAGAAGAGUUUACCAAGGUUGCCCGUGCCAAAACUUGAGGACACCAUCAGGAGGUACCUGGCCGCUCAACAGCCUCUCCUGGAUGACCAACAAUUCAGAAACACUGAAAGGGUGGCGCAGGACUUUCUGGCUGGUGAAGGAAAAAGGCUUCAAGAGGAGUUGCUGGCCCAAGACAGAAAAAACAAGCACACCAGCUAUAUUUCAGGCCCGUGGUUCGACAUGUACCUGUCGGCGCGUGAUCCGGUGGUGCUGAACUUCAACCCCUUCAUGUCGCUGAACGACGACCCUAAGAGCGAGUACAACGGGCAGCUCGUGCGCGCCAGCAACAUGGUGUGCUCGGCCGUGCGCUUCAUGAAGACGCUGCGCGCUGGGCUGCUGGAGCCCGAAGUGUUCCACCUGGACCCAGCCCGCAGCGACACGGACGCCUUCAAGAAGCUGAUCCGCUGGGUGCCCACCUCGCUUGCCUGGUACGGCGCCUACAUGCUCAAGGCCUUCCCGCUGGACAUGUCGCAGUACUUCCGCCUCUUCAACUCCACGCGCGUCCCGCACCCCGGCCAGGACCAGCUCUUCACCGACCCCGCCGGGCGGCACCUGCUGGUCAUGAGGAAAGGCAACAUGUACGUCUUUGACGUGCUCGAUCCCGCCGGCAAAAUGCUGCCACCGGCUCGGAUACGCGACAACCUGAGCUACAUCUUGUCGGAUGCCACGCCGGCGCCUGACUUCCCGCUGGGGGCGCUGACGGCGGAGAACCGUGACGUGUGGGCGGGGCUGAGGGACAAGCUGCUUGCCACUGGCAACGGUGAGGUCCUCAAGACCGUGGACAGCGCCCUCUUCUGCCUAUGCCUGGACGACGUCACGCUAAGAGACAGCGUGGACGCCUCGCACAGCAUGCUGCACGGUGACGGCGUCAACAGAUGGUUUGACAAGUCGUUCAGCAUCAUUGUGGCCCGCGAUGGCCACGCCGCCAUCAACUUUGAGCACUCGUGGGGCGACGGCGUGGCCGUGCUGCGCUUUCUCAACGAAAUCUACAAAGACACCACUCAGAAGCCGCUCGUGCACCCCGACCAGGCUGCCGCUGGUGCUAGCUUGGCGUCAGAUGUGCGCCGGCUAAGCUUCCAGCUGGACGACGCGUUGCGCGAUGGCAUCAAGAAGGCCAAAGCUGGAUUUGACGCCGCCGUGUCCCGGCUCACCAUCGACGCCAUGCAGUUUACAGGUGGUGGCAAGGAGCGUCUGAAGGCGGCCAAGCUGAGCCCGGACGCGGUGGCGCAGCUGUCCUUCCAGAUGGCCUUCCUGCGCCAGUACGGCCAGACGGUGGCUACCUACGAGUCAUGCAGCACGGCCGCCUUCAGGCACGGCCGCACCGAAACCAUUCGACCCGCCAGUGCCUUCACCAAGCGCUGCGCUCACGCAUUCGUCAACGAGCCGGCCCGACACGCCGCCGGCGAAUUGCUGGACAUGUUGCGCCACUGCUCCGACUAUCACGGCCAACUCACCAAGGAGGCCGCCAUGGGCCAAGGUUUCGACCGGCACCUGUUCGCCCUGCGCUGCCUGUCAGCAGAGGCCGGGCGUCCACCGCAUGACCUCUACGCCGACCCCGCCUACGCUGCAAUCAACCACAACAUCCUGUCCACCAGCACGCUGUCCAGUUCAGCCGUGCGCCUGGGCGGCUUUGCUCCGGUGGUGCCUGACGGCCUGGGUGUGGGCUACGGUGUCCACGACAACUGGAUCGGCUGCAACGUCAGCGGCUACCCGUCUCGGGACGUCCCGGGUUUCCUGCGCUGCGUGCACCGAUCCUUGGAGGACAUCUUCAAUGUCCUGGACGGGAAGGCGCUCAACUGACGGCGUCUGGGCCACUCGCCUGUAGCAUUAAGUGGAAAUCAUGUGAUUGUACGUCAAGUCACACGACUGUGAAAUCAUCACAUUGUCAUGGUUACUGGUUAGUAUCGUGUCAUUGAAUUUGUGUCAGUAAAAUGUAUUUGUAUAGAAGAUGGACGAGCAAAAAAUUGGGGGGGAAAAAAAAAAAAAAAAAAAAGGAGUCAAGAGUUUUGGUCAUACAGUUCCCCCAAAAGGUUGUAUGUUCAACAUUACAUUAAUUGGAAUUUGGAGGGAAAAGGCCUUUACAUAUUCAAGAAAAAAGUAGCCUGAGAGUAGUCUACUGUUUUGGGGGAAAAUUGGUGACUAUUUGAGAAAAAAAAACUUUACAUAGUAUUUCAAGGAAAAAGUUUAAUUUGGGAGUUAAGUGUUUCCCACAAUGAGUCUGCUAGUUUGGAUUAGCCGUAAACUGGAGAAAUGAAAAUUUGAGAAAAUGUUGUGUUCAAUUGUACACAAGAAAACUAAAAGGAAAAUUAUGACUGAAAAUAUGUAUUUGGUUUGUUGUUGGCUGUGUAAGAACGAGCAAACCGUUUCAUCGGAGCGCUCAAGCACU
This is a messenger RNA of Syngnathus acus (greater pipefish), 2897 nucleotides long. RefSeq names its product carnitine palmitoyltransferase 2 (gene cpt2). Gene Ontology annotation, cellular component: mitochondrion. The record is from RefSeq and is a predicted model, not a curated record. NCBI's taxonomy places the organism in Eukaryota, Metazoa, Chordata, Actinopteri, Syngnathiformes, Syngnathidae. Bases 305 to 2311 code for a protein of 668 amino acids. Gene Ontology annotation, biological process: fatty acid beta-oxidation. Gene Ontology annotation, molecular function: carnitine O-palmitoyltransferase activity. The transcript has 8 exons.